Molecule: messenger RNA, 2840 nt
Organism: Nematolebias whitei (Rio pearlfish)
Lineage: Eukaryota; Metazoa; Chordata; Actinopteri; Cyprinodontiformes; Rivulidae
Gene: mmp15b
Product: matrix metallopeptidase 15b
Exons: 10
Coding region: 474-2444 (656 amino acids)
Biological process (GO): proteolysis; extracellular matrix organization; collagen catabolic process
Cellular component (GO): extracellular matrix
Molecular function (GO): zinc ion binding; metalloendopeptidase activity
Source: RefSeq, a predicted model, not a curated record
UCAGCUGCUGCGAACUUUGGACUUCUUCUUGUAACUUUGUUCUGGUCGCUCCCCCUCCGGUCAGUAACAUUGUAUCUUACCGGGUGUGAACAUGUUAGCAACAUGUUAGCAGUGAGUAAUUCACCCACGCAUCUCUGUAAAUGUGAAAUGUGUUGAGAGGUGAAGUUGCCGGACAUGUUUAAGGUGUUUUAUUUGAGGCACGUGCACGUUCGGGACUGCAGUGAAGUAGGUGUGAAUGACAUGAGGCGCGGGCUCAGAGGGACCGAGGUGGACCCGUGAGUCUGGGAUGGAGCUCCUCCAGCAGGUUCCAGGUGCAGAGCUGAACACUGUCCUGUCAGCUCUGCCCUAAACGUUCAGUGACUCCACAGCUCGGCACGAGGCGGCUGCGUCCGGUACAAACUUACAGUCGAACUCCAUCACCAGGUGGGACCGAAGCACCGGCUCUUUCCCCUGAAAAAUAAAAUAAAUAGAACAUGGCCUCCACCUCACGAGACAUCUGGAUGCUCUGGAGACGGACCCUGCUCGCGCUGUGGCUGUGCGCCGUGUGCGCGCGAGGAGCGGAGCACGAGAGCGGCUUUAACGCGGAGUCAUGGCUGAGGACGUAUGGUUACUUGCCCCAAGCCAGCCGACAGAUGUCGACCAUGCGAUCAGCUCAGAUUCUGUCCAGUGCCAUCAGUGACAUGCAGCGAUUCUACAGUCUGGAGGUCACGGGUCAGAUGGAUGCUCAGACCAUCAGCGCCAUGAAGAGACCUCGCUGCGGCGUGCCUGACAAGUUUGGAGGGCAGAUCAAAACCAACGUGCGGCGCAAGCGCUAUGCACUCACUGGACAUAAAUGGAACAAAAACCAUCUCACUUACAGCAUUCAGAACUACACCCCUAAAAUUGGAGAGUAUAACUCAUAUGAGGCCAUCCGGCGGGCCUUUAAAGUCUGGGAGAGUGUCACCCCACUGACCUUUGAUGAAAUCUCCUACCAGGAAAUCAAAUAUGGACGUCGCAAGGAGCCCGACAUCAUGAUCUUUUUUGCUUCGGGUUUUCAUGGGGACAGCUCUCCGUUUGAUGGGGAGGGGGGCUUCCUAGCUCACGCCUACUUCCCUGGACCUGGAAUGGGUGGGGACACGCAUUUUGACUCUGAAGAACCGUGGACCAUAGGGAACCACAAUGUCCAAGGUAAUGAUCUCUUCUUGGUGGCGGUCCACGAGCUGGGACAUGCCUUGGGUUUGGAGCACUCCAGCAACCCCCUGGCCAUCAUGGCCCCCUUCUAUCAAUGGAUGGAGACUGAGAACUUCCAGCUACCUGAUGAUGACCGGCAAGGCAUACAACAAAUCUAUGGGCAAGGUGACAGUGGCCCCACCCACACUCUGCCUACAGUGACCCCCCGCCGCCCAGAACCCAAACCACCUCAGCCACCUCCUCGACACCCUGACCGACCCAGGACCACUGACAAACCAGACCACUAUGGACCCAAUAUAUGUGAAGGCAACUUUGACGCUGUUGCUAUGCUGCGAGGAGAGAUGUUUGUUUUCAAGGGUCGUUGGUUCUGGAGGGUGCGCAGGAACAGGGUUCUUGAUAACUACCCCAUGCCCAUUGGUCACUUUUGGAGGGGUCUGCCUGGAGACAUAGAUGCUGCUUAUGAAAGACAUGACGGCAGGUUCGUCUUCUUCAAAGGAAACAGAUUUUGGCUUUUCAGAGAGGCUAACCUUGAACCAGGCUAUCCACUUGAGCUGGUUGACUUUGGUCGAGAUAUUCCAUAUGACCGGAUAGACACGGCAAUCUGGUGGGAGCCAACAGGCUUCACUUACCUCUUUCAAGGAGACCAGUAUUGGCGCUUCAAUGAGCAAUCACGUUUGGCUGACAGAGGCUAUCCAAAGUCAGUAAGAGUUUGGGAUUCCUCAGUGCCUCAUACUCCCAAGGGUGCCUUCCUCAGCGAUGAUGGAGCUUACACAUUCUUCUAUAAGGGUUCCAAGUACUGGAAGUUUGACAACCAUCGUAUGAAGAGUGAACCAGGCUACCCCAAGUCCAUCCUGAGAGACUUCAUGGGCUGCAGUGUGGACCUAGAUCCUGACCGUGACACAGACUCCGGGCGCAGAUACCCUGAUGUAAACCGUCCCCCUUUCAACCCGGACGCAGGACGUGACGGUGACAAGGGCAAAGAUCAGGAUAGAACAGACGGUGGAGACACAGAUGGAGACACAGGCAAAGGCUCAGACAAGGACAAAGAAGAAGACUACCGUGAGGGUCAGGAAGAAGACACCAAUGAGGUGGAUGUGGUGCUGAAGGUAGAUGACAGCAAGGAGCGAACCAUGAAUAUUCUGAUGGUGACCAUCCCUUUGGUCCUGGUGCUGUGCAUCUUGGGACUGAUUUACGCCAUCAUUAACACACUGCAGAGCAAAGGGGCGCCACGAUUGCUGGUGCACUGCAAGCGCUCACUGCAAGACUGGGUCUGACCCUGGCCACAAGGAGGCACUGAACGUGAACCAGACUUUAAAUACGUCCCCUCACCUAACCUGUCUGUCUCAAAUGCUCAGUGGCUCCUGCAGCUCUUGGAUCCAUUCUGUACGCAUACACAGGCACUCACAAACUAUGAACAAACAUAAGCAACGUCUUAUAUUUACACACACUGACGUACACACCACCUCUCCUUUCUCCUGUUUCCCAUGGUGCUCUACUACGCAGUGACUGUAGUCUAUUUAUACUAGAGUACUUUGCACAUUGUUUUUAUUUGAUGUUUUUUUUCGGGGUGGGAGGGUACAUUCUGUGUGUGAGUUUUUUAUUGUUAUUUGUAAAUCAGGAAGGCCAUUGGAUUCUCUCUCUUCUUUGUACUGCCACUGCCUUCCCCUAAC